AUGGCAACUUCUAUAAUCAAGUUGCACACGCUUUCGGGGGCUGGUGAUAAUGGUUCACCUUGUUACUUACUUCAGGUAGAUGAGUUUCACUGUCUUCUUGACUGUGGUUGGUGUGAGAAACUGGAUAGUGACUAUGUGAAAGAGGUAUCAAAGUGGGCUAAGCAUGUUGAUGCCGUGCUUCUUAGUCAUCAAAGUUUAAGACACCUCGGGUUGCUUCCAUAUCUUGUUGGGACGUGUGGACUUAACUGUCCGGUGUAUGCCACGACUCCUGUUUACAAAAUGGGACAAAUGUUUUUGUAUGAUUUUUUCCAGUCAAGACAUGCUUCUGAGGACUUUAGCCACUACACGUUAGAUGAUGUUGAUCUAGCCUUCGAUCAUGUGCAUCAAGUUAAGUAUCAGCAAACAAUCAGUCUUCAUGGUCGUGGCCAUGGUUUAUGUAUAACCCCACUUCCUUCUGGUCACACACUUGGAGGAACAAUUUGGAAACUAGUUAAAGAGGACACAAGUAUAGUUUACGCUUUGGAUUUCAACCAUAAAAAGGAGAGACACUUAAAUGGAGCUACCUUUGAUGCUUGCAUACGACCACACUUACUAAUUAUGGAUGGCUCGAACACCUUAUAUACUCAGCCUAGGAGAAAAGAUCGUGAUGAAAAUCUACGUCAGACAGUUUUGAAAAGUUUAAGGCGUGGUGGAAAUGUACUUAUUGCCGUGGAUACCGCUGGAAGGUGUCUUGAAGUAGCCCAUUUUUUAGAACAAUGUUGGCUAAACCAGGAAUCUGGCCUAAUGGCUUAUGGAUUGGCGAUGCUAAGUUAUGUAGCUUUAAAUGUUGUGGAUUUUGCAAAGUCAAUGGUUGAGUGGAUGUCCGAAAAAGUAAUGCGAUCUUUUGAGGAUCAACGGAGUAAUCCGUUUCAUUUCCGACAUAUGCAGUUGUGUCACACGUUAGAACAGUUAGAUGCUGUUUCAGAGCCUAAAGUUGUUCUUUCAUCACUUUCUGAUCUUAGUUGUGGAUUUUCUCGUCAGUUGUUCGCUGAGUGGGCCGAUAACGACUUAAACACAAUAAUUCUAACUUCCCAAGAAUCUGUUAUCACUGGAGUUGAUGAGUCGUCUAGUCAAAGUUUAAUAUCACGGCUUAUCGGGUUAGCAAGAAAAGAUAAUGAUGCACUGAAAGAUCUGCCUACGAGCUCAACUGGGACUUCAAUUCUUCCUCUAACACUAUCACAGCGAGUAUCGUGUUCACAAGCAGACCGAUCUGGGUCCGACAUUCCACAUUUGAAAAACGCAGCUAAAGGUUUUUCUUUCUCUCAAAACACAAACUCAACGAUUAGUGAUGCAUGUGACGAGCUCAAUUCUGAAACAGAACCUGGAAACAUAAAUGCCACCUUUACAGACAUCCCGAUGCCAUCGGCAAGUGAUAUUACUCAUAGUGAUGUUUCACCACAAGUUGCCGAAGGAAUCCUUGAGAAGCAACCAUCCUGUGAUUCUGAAUUGGAAAAUGAAUCAACAUGUGGUUCGAAUCGUCCAUAUGGUUCAGAGGAAGGUACUCACGUUGAAAAAUCAAAAUCAAUCUCUCUUACGUUGUCCGUACCAAGAGAUCAUUCGAAGAAAACAAUUGUUCCAAGCAAUACAACUAAGUUAUUUCCUAAGACUUGUAUACCUUUAAAUAUGGAACAAUUUGGAGUCACAAACCUUCACUUAACUUCUGGACGGCAUCAAGCUGGAUAUGACAUAUAUCCAGGGCUUCAUAACCAAGCUGGUGGGCAGUUUUUUCGUGUGGCUAAACGAACUCAAUUGCUGUUCCCUCAAAAUGAAAAGAAGAUUCACUGGGACGAAUAUGGAGCACAUCUUGAUCCAGAGUUGUUCACUUCAACAGAACCAGUUUCCAGUCAGGCAGCAUUGCCGAAUUGGGAUAUCAAAAGUAAAGACACAAAAACCACUUCAGAUAUUGUCUCAUCGGGUUUUGCAUCUACGUCAAUACUGGAUUAUUUGGUCGCAAGAACUCCAACUUUUGACGUUUUGGAUUCUAAUACUCGUUGUGUAACCCAUCAUUUGGAAAUACCUCUACGAUGUGAAGUUGUAUUUUUGGAUUAUGAAGGUCGAUCAGAUGGGGAAGCUAUGAAACGUAUUCUAAUUGGUCUAAGACCACAGGAAAUAAUUUUAGUUGGUAACAAUGCACCGGCUAUUGAUCAUUUAGCAAAUUAUUGUCGCGGUGUUAUGCUGUUAGAUCCCAACUACAUACAUAUUCCUCAUCCACGAGAAAUUGUGAAUUGUACAAAAGAAGGAGAUAUUUAUCAGGCAAGAAUGAAAGACAGUUUAGUUUCUAGUUUGAAAUUCACGAAAAUACGCGAUUAUGAAUUAGCUUGGGUUGAAGCAACUGUAUCGCUCGAUGAUAAAUUUGAUUAUCAUAUUAAGGAAAAAAGCAACAAUAAUAAUACUGAAAACAAUGGUGAUGUGGAAAUGUCCACUGGAAAUAAUUUAGAAUUGAGAAGUCGAACACCACUGGCUGCUGAUCAGUUACCAGUUCUCAGUCUUCCUACUGGCCCUAUUGGACAACAUAAAACGGUUUUUGUAAAUGAACCAAAGUUAUCCGAUUUGAAACAACUCUUAUUAUCACAAGGUUUAAUGGCAGAAUUUGUCAGUGGUAUAUUAGUAGUAGAUAAUUGUGUUGCAAUUAAACGAUCUGAAGCAGACUUUUGA
Messenger RNA from Schistosoma rodhaini, 2694 nucleotides. The record is from the annotation of a GenBank genome assembly. NCBI's taxonomy places the organism in Eukaryota, Metazoa, Platyhelminthes, Trematoda, Strigeidida, Schistosomatidae.